AUGGCUGCAAUCUAUUUUGUGUUGCUUCUGAUUACUACCAAGUUCUCAAUAUCAACAGCUCAACAAAAGAUCAAUAACACACUAAUCAGCUUACGCUCUUCUCUCUCUUCCAAUACCAGUAACUCACAUUGGUUAUCUAGCUCUGGCCACUUUGCAUUUGGCUUCUACCAAACACAAGACAAUGGUUUUGCAGUUGGAAUCUGGUAUGAGAAACUAAACCAGAAGACAGUCGUAUGGACAGCAAAUCCAGAUGACCCCCCAUUGUCCCAAGAUGCUACACUGUUUUUCAAUAAAGAUGGGAACAUUGUCUUGCGAGAUAAGCAAGGUCUACAAAAAGCCACCAUUACCAAUUCCUCUCAGCCUGCAGCCUCAGCUUCCAUGCUCGAUUCGGGCAACUUCGUCCUCUACAACUUGAACUCGAUGAUCACAUGGCAGAGUUUCGAUCAUCAAACAGAUACCCUUUUGCCAGGACAGCAUCUGCUUCCAGGAAAUCAACUUGUUUCAGCCAACAAAAGGUUCCGGCUUGCUAUGCAGGGAGAUGGGAAUUUGGUCCAAUACCCUGCAAUAAGUCCAAACAAAGCCUUUUUUUCUUACUGGGCAAGGAACAUCAACAUUAGGACAGGUAACAAUGUGAGUCUAAAUCUUGAUCUUGAUGGCCAUCUUUACCUUCUUAAUGCCACUGGUCUCAAUACAAAGCCGAUUUUUCGUACUGGGAAAAGUCUCAGUGAGAAAGUUCUGUAUCGGUUAACACUAGAUGUAGAUGGAAUAUUACGAUUGUAUUCUCAUAGUUCAGUAAAUAUAAACAGCAGUUGGGUGGUCGAGUGGGCUUCAGUUGCAAACAAGUGUGCCCCAGUUGGACUAUGCGGCUUGAAUUCAUAUUGUCUUACAGAUCAUGAUGAAGAACCGGAUUACGCAUGCCUACCAGGCUUUGAUUUUGUCGAUGAGCACAGGAGAAACUUAGGCUGCCAGAGAAAUACAAGCAUAGAUUGCAUUGCUCAAAACCAAAGUGAUCAUAAUCUUGAGGGAGACUCUCAUCUUUCUUCUGUCGAACUUGAUGGAAUUGCGUGGAACAACGAAGACUUGUAUUCUAUCGUUUCGGUGAUGAACAAGUCAGCUUGCAUAGAUGAAUGCUUGAAAGACCGUAAUUGCCAAGCUGCUAUGUUCCGGAACAACAUGAGGUGUCGUAAACUAACCACUCCAUUGAGAUAUUCGAGAAUUGGGAGAAAAGGCUUCGUUACAACCAUUAUAAAAGUCUGUACAACAAGUUUGAGCGGCAAAGAAAAAACCAGUGAUCAUCAUCAACAAGUAGUUCAAAGUGGAAUCUUCAUCACCAGCAUGGUCGUUUCGAGUUUGGGAAUCAUUGGCUUAGUGAUUUCGGGUGCUCUUAUCUACAGAUUCCGUGCUUUGUAUUACAAAAGAAUUGUGAAUCUGGAUCAUGACAAGUUUCUUGAAGAUAUGUCUGUAAGACCAUACACGUUUGGUGAGUUAGAAAAGGCCACAAAUGGUUUCCAAGAUCAAGUGGGAAAAGGAGCAUUUGGGACAGUUUUCAAAGGAGUGAUUUUAUCAAACAGCUGGAGGACUAGUAAAGUUGUGGCCAUUAAGAGACUAGAGAGAGUAAUCGCGGACGGAGAACAAGAGUUCAGGAACGAAAUGCGAGUAAUAGGCAAAACCCAUCACAGAAACUUGGUCAAACUCCAUGGUUACUGCCAUGAAGGACCAAACAGGCUACUGGUUUAUGAGUACAUGAAAAACGGUUCUUUAGCUGAUUUUCUCUUCAAGUCCAAGACAAGAAAGCCUAAUUGGGAGGAAAGAGUUGGAAUAGCAUUAGAUAUAGCUAAAGGCAUAGUCUACUUACAUGAAGAGUGUGAAACUCAGAUAAUCCACUGUGAUAUCAAACCAGAAAACAUACUAAUGGACGAUCAAAACUCGGCGAAAAUUGCAGAUUUCGGGCUGGCUAAACUACUAAUGCCUGAUCAAACCAGAACUUACACUGGUUUGCGAGGAACGAGAGGAUAUUUGGCACCGGAAUGGCAUCGAAACAUGGCGAUAACAGUGAAAGCUGAUGUUUAUAGUUUUGGAAUCAUGGUUUUGGAGAUUGUUUGUUGUAGAAGGAGUGUGCAAAUGGAUGUUCCUGAAGAGAAAGCUGUUCUUGCCAACUGGGUUUAUGACUGUUUCAUGUUUGGUCAACUGGAAAAACUGGUUGAAGAUGAUCAUGUGGAGAAGAGUGAAGUGGAGAAGAUGAUUAAGUUGGGACUUUGGUGCAUUCAAGAGGAACCAACUUUGAGACCUUCUAUGAAGAAAGUUUGUCUUAUGUUGGAAGGUAUCAUAGACGUUCCUGCUCCUCCUAAUCUAACCCCAUCCAAGUCAUCUUCUGGUUAGAUAAUUUUGGCAUAUAUGAUUAUGAGAAUUGUAAAUUGUAUGUUAGAACUUUGAAGAUUCUUUUAAAAAAAAUUGUCGACUUUAUUCUAUGUAAAAAUUGUGUUUUGGCGUUGAUUAACAGCAGAAUCAGUGAUUUCAAUCAACGGAACAGAGUUGUAGAUUUAUAUACUAAUUAUUUUCAAUUAAUUUAGAAUCAAACAGUUUUUUAUAGUUAUUUGGAGUGAAUGAGAACGUUUAAAU
Humulus lupulus (European hop) is the source of this 2619-nucleotide messenger RNA. RefSeq names its product G-type lectin S-receptor-like serine/threonine-protein kinase LECRK3. Gene Ontology annotation, biological process: protein phosphorylation; recognition of pollen. The coding region runs from base 1 to 2379 and encodes 792 amino acids. Gene Ontology annotation, molecular function: ATP binding; protein serine/threonine kinase activity. The transcript has a single exon. The record is from RefSeq and is a predicted model, not a curated record. Lineage: Eukaryota; Viridiplantae; Streptophyta; Magnoliopsida; Rosales; Cannabaceae.